GUGUAGUAGGCGGAUUUCACUUGAUGAGUCACUAUGAAACAGAUUAUAAAGGGCUGUUAUCAUUAGUCCAGAUUUAACUUUUCAAAGAAAUCACAAUUAGGUUUGUGAUGUAGUGUACUAGUGGAGUUUUAGUAAAUUCAGAUGUUUUGUAAUCUUAUUGUCACUUACUUUGUUUCAAUGAAAAAUGAAUAUUAACAGAAGACAGUUUAAAGACUAGUCUGUCUUUAUAAAGUUCAGGAAAAGGUAUAUGGAAUUAAAGCAGAACUUCCCAGUGUUGAAUCAGUGAUCCAGACAAUGUGAAUUUAAAAACAAGCUAGAUUCAGAUUUCAAGUGGAGGAUUUUAGAGGUCAUCUGGUUCAACCCCUUCUUUCUGGUUAAUGGUGAGGAAAAUGAGGUUCAGGAAGGUUAAAUGAAUUGCCCAAAACCACGCGACCAGUUACUGGCAGAGCUGAGACUCAAACAGCAGUUCCUUGCUGUGGUCUUGCUGUCACUUCCUAAUUAGUGGUUAGAGAGACACAUUGUACAUGGAUGUGUUUACUUGAGUUUUACAUUGAAGGGAGGGAUUAAAAUUCAUUGAGCAUCUAUUUGCUGAGCACUUUUUAAAUCUCUUAUUUCAUGUAAUUCUUACAUAGUCCUGUGAACUAAUUAACAGUCCCACUUUACAGAUUAGGCAGCUGGGGUGCAGGAAGGUUACUAACUUGCUCAAGGCCAUGUGACUAACACUAGAGCUGGUAUUUGAGCACUGGGUCUGUGUGGCCUGUUCCUGCCAUGAUGCUCUGCUGUGGCUCUAGUGAGAGUAACUGAAACCUCUGCAGGGGUGUGGGCAGUAGUGAUGGUUAUUGCAAAAAUAGCUUUUUCAGACUUCUCACUCUGUAAAAGCAGAGAUGUACACAGAUGUGAGCAGUCUUCUCAGCGUACCCACGGCACUUAGCAGAUGUGGGCUGAUCUUCAUACCAUCUCUGUAACAUAAAUGGUAUUUUCUGGCUGGGCGGCCGAAGCCCAGAUAGAGUCAGGGGCUUAUUGCCCAAUCCCUUAUCACAAAGCCGCAUGGCCCUGCUCCCAGUUCCGUCCUUCGUCCCGUCUAGCAUAGAUUUCACCACUUUUGUUCUUUCCUGUCUUACACCAAGAUUGUUUAAGUACUUCCCAAAAAUAAUGAGCCACGUGUGGGUGUGCUCGUUCUCCAGAAUGAAUCACUGUGAAAGAGGCCACGAACCAAGGAAAGGAGAGUGCGUGUCUGGGAGCAGAGGCUCUGGUUCCCUGCCUGCUAAUUGACGGACUCUGAAGUGAGCUGCUUUUCCAAAGGCGGCUGCGGGUCUGGCCCGCGUGUCCCACUGUGCUCAGAAUAGCCCUCUGGGAGUUGUUCGCUUUCCCUUCUUGCUUCCCAAAAUAGACCUGAGGCUGUUCUCAUCGCCGGACGUCGGGGCGCGUGUACUGAGAGGUGUGCGCGCCACGGGGACCCCUUUUGUGCCUGAAUGUCCCCAUUGACACCAAGAGGAAUGGGCGUUUGCGCUCGUGGAUGAGUAGUCAGGACUCCAGGCUCUGCUCUGUGCGUGCACCAGCUGCUUACAGGCCAACUACACGUGUGAGACAGAUGGGGCCUGCAUGGUUUCCAUUUUCAACCUGGACGGGAUGGAGCACCAUGUGCGCACCUGCAUCCCCAAAGUGGAGCUGGUCCCCGCCGGGAAGCCCUUCUACUGCCUGAGCUCCGAGGACCUGCGCAACACGCACUGCUGCUACACUGACUUCUGCAACAAGAUCGACCUGAGGGUGCCCAGCGGUCACCUCAAGGAGCCUGAGCACCCCUCCAUGUGGGGCCCUGUGGAGCUGGUGGGCAUUAUUGCCGGCCCAGUGUUCCUCCUGUUUCUCAUCAUCAUCAUUGUUUUCCUUGUCAUUAACUAUCAUCAGCGCGUCUAUCACAACCGCCAGAGGCUGGACGUGGAGGACCCCUCGUGUGAGAUGUGUCUCUCCAAGGACAAGACGCUCCAGGAUCUCGUCUACGACCUCUCCACGUCGGGGUCUGGCUCAGGGUUACCCCUUUUUGUCCAGCGCACAGUGGCCCGAACCAUCGUUUUACAGGAGAUUAUUGGCAAGGGCCGGUUUGGAGAAGUGUGGCGCGGCCGCUGGAGGGGUGGUGACGUGGCUGUGAAAAUAUUCUCUUCUCGUGAAGAGCGGUCUUGGUUCCGGGAAGCAGAGAUAUACCAGACAGUCAUGCUGCGCCAUGAAAACAUCCUUGGGUUUAUUGCUGCUGACAAUAAAGAUAACGGCACCUGGACACAGCUGUGGCUCGUCUCCGACUAUCACGAGCACGGCUCCCUGUUUGACUAUCUAAACCGGUACACGGUGACCAUCGAGGGGAUGAUCAAGCUGGCCUUGUCUGCCGCGAGCGGUCUGGCACACCUGCACAUGGAGAUUGUGGGCACCCAAGGGAAGCCUGGAAUUGCUCAUCGAGACUUAAAGUCAAAGAACAUCUUGGUGAAGAAAAAUGGCAUGUGUGCCAUUGCAGACCUGGGCCUGGCUGUCCGUCACGAUGCAGUCACGGACACCAUUGACAUUGCCCCCAACCAGAGGGUGGGAACCAAACGAUACAUGGCCCCCGAAGUACUUGAUGAAACCAUCAACAUGAAGCACUUCGACUCCUUUAAGUGUGCUGAUAUCUACGCCCUUGGGCUCGUGUACUGGGAGAUUGCUCGAAGAUGCAACUCUGGAGGCGCUGCGGGUGAUGGGGAAGAUGAUGCGGGAGUGCUGGUACGCCAACGGCGCGGCCCGCCUGACCGCGCUGCGCAUCAAGAAGACCCUCUCCCAGCUCAGCGUGCAGGAGGACGUGAAGAUCUAGCUGCCCCUCCCCACACGCUGCUGGGCAGCGGGACCUACAGCCGAGCUGCCGUGUUGAGCGUCCGAUGGAGGCCUACCUCUCGUUUCUGCCCAGCCCUCUGUGGCCAGGAGCCUGGCCCGCAAGAGGGACAGAGCCCGGGAGGCUCGCUCGCUCCCACAUUGGGUUUGAGACACAGACACCUUUUAUAUUUACCUCCUAGUGGCACGGAGCCUCUGAGAGCAAACGGUGUGGAGAACUCAGUGCCACAGCCUGGACCAGCUGGAGUGGGAAGUUCUGCAAAGCCCGGCGCACCUGGCGAGAAGCCUGGCAUGGUGACGGGCGGCCUGGGAGGGCCCGGGAGGAGCGAGCGUGGCCCCUGCUGAGCGGCACCGAGGGCUUUCCUCUGGGACCAACCCCAGCGCAGCGAGGCAGCCCGGGGAACCAGAAGGAUGGCCCCUCUCGGCAGCGCCGGGCCUCGUGCUCCCCUCCGCCCCGUCGGGACACCUGGAGGGACUGCCAGUGCCCGUCUGUCCAGCCGUGUAUGCAUGUGCCGAGGUGCGUCCCCUGUUGUGCCUGGUCUGUGCCGCGCCCUUACACGUGUGUGUGCGCGUGCGCGUGUGUGCGUGUGUGUGUGCGCGCGCGCACGUGUGUCUGUAGGUGCGCACUUACCUGCUCGAGCUUUCCGUGCAUGUGCAGGUCAGGCGUGUGGUCGUCACGCCGGCUCUGCGCGCUGGGGCCUCUGUUCAGUAGUGAGCAGCGUCUGGUUUCCCUGGUGCCCCUCCCGGAGGUCUCCCUCCCCUCCCUUCCAGAAGCCCCCCUCCACGGUGGGUCUCCCUGCCCUGUGUCGCCUGGCCCUCCUCCAUUUCAGACUGUGGAACCAAAGCUGGCCCGGUUGUCUUGGCAGGCAAGGCUCUUGGGCCCAGACGUAAGGGAGGCGGGGUGGGAUGGGCAGGGAGAGAAUCUCGGUGGCAGUCUGGGUGUUGUGGUCAGCGGCCACCGUGGGAAAUGAGCCAGCCUAAGGGCAGCGUCCUCGGCAGCGUCGAGGAAGGGCCGAGGAAUCUGAAGCCCAGAUCUUGGGACUCAGAUCGGAAUGUCACAUCUGUCUUUCAUAUCCCACAUUCUGGAAACAGCAGUGUAUAUUUUUGGUGGUAGUGGAUUUAGGGUGGGGAAGGGAAGGGGGGGCAAGGAGUGGGGAGGGAGUCUGGGGCGGGAGGGAGGCAUCUGCAUGGGUCUUUUACUGGAUUAUCUGAUCACGGUGGAGGGAAGAUGUGAGACUUGCAUCCACUUCAGGGGCUUUACUAAAGGGAACAGCCCGAGCUGAACCUGUUGUUUAACCUGAGUGUAGUAUUUAACGACGUCUGGAAGCGCGGUUGUGGGUGGUGAUUCCGUCAGCAUAUCUUAGGUAUAUAUUAACUUCGAAGCCAUAACUUAACUGGAGUGGUUUGGUUUUCUUUUCUUUCUCUUUUUUUUUUUUUUUUAAUUUAAUUGGGAGGGUCUGGAUUUUAACUUUUUUUAAAUAUUGUUAAGUUUUUAUAAAAGGAAAACCAUCUCUAUGUGAUGAUUACCUCUCAAUCUAUUUGUUUUUAAGGAAAUCCCUAUAAAAACAACCACACAAAAAAUGCUUCAAUCAAACGCACACAGCUCAAUCACACUGGAAAUGUCUGUCCUUGUACCUGAGCCUGCUCCCCCCACCCAGCAGCAAGAGUUCCUCUGCCCUGGGGGUUGGUCUCGCUUGCGUUCUGCCCCCCCUCCCAGUUCCACAAGUGGGUUUUGCACUGGGGCCCUGGCCUUCCGUGUGUUGUCCAGCAGGUUGCAGCUUCUCCUGCAGGCAUUCACGCUACAGACAUCGCUGAGUGCCUGCUGGAUGCCAAGCAGUGCGCCGGGCGCUGGGAAAUACAGCUGUGAACAAGACAGGCUUGGGUCCUACUCUUGGAGCGCCGACCAUGGGACCCAUUCAAGUUAGUGGGUGACUGUUUUGAAACCAGAAGUUUUCGUAGUUGCUUCUGAGCCUUUUGAGCCUGGAGUGAUUGCUCUUAUAUAAGACCACUAAGGAGUGAGGAUGCCCACCUGUCCCCCACCAAAGAGGCCGGUGGUGGGCAGUGAGACCCCCCCAGUCGCUGCGUUCAUCCGGAGCCCCCUUCCUGCCCCCAGGGGAGGCACAGACUGUGUGCAGCCUCAGAGCAUCCCUGCCUCCAGCCCAGCGAUUCUCUGCCAAAGCUUGUGGAGGAGGGGAGAGCCCUCCCCACACUUCCAUUGGUCUCCCCCGUGCCCUGGCCUUCCUAUUUAUUUUCCUGCUGUAUCGCUUCUUUCCUUGCGUUAAAGGAGAUCUUCCCCUAACCCUCUGAGCCAAUUUACUGGCUCCUGACUAAUUUCCCUCGAAUACCAAUUGUGUCAUUAGGGGGACCUUCUUCCCCACCCCUGCCGAUGCCCCAUCUGUCCGCCCUGCGGCAGAACUUAGCGGUUUAGAGGAGAUGACGGAACUCAGACUCCUCUCCCCCCCGCCGCAGCCAGCCUCUGGGAUCUGCCAACACUCCUUGACCCAGGGACUCCCAAGCCACUAGCCCACUCCCCCGGUGGCCCUGCUGUCCUCACCACACACUCCUCCUUCUCCACCUCUGGGGAAGACUGAGCAGUUUUGGGGGGAAGCUCCCAAUCGCACCGCCACCACUCUUAACCCGAGAGUUAGGAGUGAGAGAGUUGGGAAGAAACUAAAGCUGUGGUUUUGGCCCCCUGAGGCUAACCCCGAUCCAUAGGGCUACCUGCACCUCUGGAUUCUGGAUUCACAGACCAAGUCCAAGCCCGUUCUUAGGUCGCCGUCAAGGCCCCCGAACGGCAUUCUCGGUACUUCUGUUUGUUUUUGUACAUUUUAUUAGAAUGGACUGUAAGAUAGCCACUUAGACACUUUACCUCUUCAGUAUGCAAAUGUAAAUAAGUUGUAAUAUAGGAAAUCUUUUGUUUUAAUAUAAGAAUGAGCCUGUCCAGUUUCUGCUGUACAUUAUUAAAGUUUUAUUCACAGAG
This is a messenger RNA of Orcinus orca (killer whale), 5830 nucleotides long. It is a transcript of the gene ACVR1B, whose product is annotated as activin A receptor type 1B. The coding region runs from base 1603 to 3195 and encodes 530 amino acids. The record is from RefSeq and is a predicted model, not a curated record. Gene Ontology annotation, molecular function: ATP binding; activin binding; activin receptor activity, type I. Lineage: Eukaryota; Metazoa; Chordata; Mammalia; Artiodactyla; Delphinidae. Gene Ontology annotation, biological process: nervous system development; cellular response to growth factor stimulus; activin receptor signaling pathway. Gene Ontology annotation, cellular component: activin receptor complex; plasma membrane. The transcript is spliced from 8 exons.